Molecule: messenger RNA, 1209 nt
Organism: Arabidopsis lyrata subsp. lyrata
Lineage: Eukaryota; Viridiplantae; Streptophyta; Magnoliopsida; Brassicales; Brassicaceae
Product: alanine--tRNA ligase
Exons: 9
Coding region: 114-884 (256 amino acids)
Biological process (GO): regulation of translational fidelity; alanyl-tRNA aminoacylation
Molecular function (GO): alanine-tRNA ligase activity; ATP binding; Ser-tRNA(Ala) deacylase activity
Source: RefSeq, a predicted model, not a curated record
ACGUGUAAACUAAAAAGUUUCUUCGUUGACUGUUGACCGCGUAGUCUAGAGAUUUCAAUACUUUGGUCACUCCCUCGUUCACCGCGACGAAGCCGUCGGAAAUCGGAACUACCAUGGAUUUUCCUCCGACGAAGCUUGAUUAUCAUGUAGACAUGUUCAAUCUUCAAUCUCAAUCCAGAUUUAUCUCCGUAUUUAAGGCGCAAGAUGGACGCAUAGCUCUAAUACUGGACUCGACGUUGUUUCAUCCACAAGGUGGUGGCCAGCCGGCAGACACCGGUUUAAUUGUUUUCUCCGGUUCGGAUUUCAAGUUUUCCGUUCAAGAUGUUCGAUCGAAAGACGGAAUUGUUCUCCAUUACGGAGUUUUCGAAGGUUCGAAUCCUGAGAGUGGAAUGGAUAUUGAGAAAGGGAAAGAAGUUUACGUAACUGUUGAUGAAUCAAGGCGUAAACUCAAUUCCAGGUUGCACUCAGCUGGACAUUUGCUAGAUUUGUGUAUGCAGAAAGUUGGGUUAGGGCAUUUGGAGCCUGGAAAAGGGUACCAUUUUCCGGACGGUCCAUUUGUAGAAUACAAAGGAAGCGUUCCACAGGGUCAGAUGGCAGUGAAGCAGAAAGAGUUGGAGGCAGAAGCUAAUGACCUGAUAACCAAAGGAGGAAAGGUUUAUGCUGCUAUAUUACCCUAUGAAGAGGCAUCUGUGCUCUGUGGUGGCAAUCUUCCUGAUUAUAUUUCCAAGGGCAGCACUCCCCGGAUCAUAAAAUUAGGUGACAGCCCCGGGUGUCCGUGUGGUGGAACCCAUGUCUCCGAUUUAUCUGAUAUCAUAGCCAUGAAGGUCACACAGAUGAGAACAAAGAAAGGAAUAACGAAAGUUUUCUACAGCAUUGCAUCUUGAUACUCUUAUGGGUUCCAGUUUCUAUACGGUAGAUAUACUAUAAGUCAAGGAAGGGAAUUAUAGUGAGGACGACUGUUUUCAUCAGUUGGCUUCAACAGCAAGCAGCUUCUCCUGUGCUCAACAGCCAUAAAUUUGUAUUUGUGGGUAUUUAUCAAUCUCUUAAACGACUCUCUCUAUCAUUGAUAAGUCGUAUAUGAUAUGAUAUUGAUGUGAUAUUAUCUUCCACUCAGCCUCUUAAUUAGUAUUACUAUAUUGACUCUUUGGUAUUGGAGAAUCGUACCGGACAUUUGGUCCUAGAUUUUUAUUCAUGCAUCGGUUUGGUUUA